Messenger RNA from Camellia sinensis, 1046 nucleotides. RefSeq names its product SNARE associated Golgi protein family. Gene Ontology annotation, cellular component: membrane. NCBI's taxonomy places the organism in Eukaryota, Viridiplantae, Streptophyta, Magnoliopsida, Ericales, Theaceae. The record is from RefSeq and is a predicted model, not a curated record.
CUCCUCCUCCUCCUCCUCCUCGUGAUCUGACCUGAUCUGACGACUCCAGUUGGUCUCUGGAAUUGGGAGGGUCGUCACAACAACAGUUGUUCUUUCUUGACAAGAGCAGAGAAGACAGAAGAGAAGAGAAUUACGUCGGAAUGGGAAACGGGAGCAGGCGGAGUCUGAGCGUGGGGCGGUGGGGGAAGGUAGUAGGAGCGGUGGUGGUGAUAGUUGGGGUAUUGAAAGCGGUAGUGAGCAAGCAGUACGGUUGGGGAUGGAACAAAGAGGCCGCGUUGCAGGUGUUGAAGGAGAUGUCGGAUCGUCUGGGGAUGUGGGCGAUCCCUGCCUACGUAGGGUUGCACACCCUCACCCUCGCUCUUUGCAUCCCCUAUGCGGUCUUCUUCGAGGCUGGGGCCUCUUUCCUCUUCGGAUUCUUUCCUGCCGUCCUCUGCGUCUUCUCUGCUAAGCUCCUCGGCUCAUCCCUCUCUUUCGGGAUCGGCAGACUUGUAUUCAGGAAUUCAAGUUGGGCAAUGGAGUGGGCCCAGAGAAACAAGUAUUUUCGUCUGCUAUCCAAGGGAGUUGAACAAGAUGGCUGGAGAUUUGUUCUUCUUGCUCGGUUCUCACCCAUACCUUCCUACAUUAUAAACUAUGCCUUGGCUGCUACGGGGGUUGGGUUCAUUGUGGAUUUCCUGCUCCCUACUGUAGUUGGUUGCCUGCCUAUGAUCUUGCAGAACACAUCAAUUGGCAUCCUUGCUGGUGCUGCUGUGGCUUCAGCAACUGGCUCUCAGCAAUCUCAGCUUUGGUCAUACCUCUUUCCCCUUCUUGGAAUUUUAUCAAGCAUUCUAAUCUCCUUGAGGGUCAAGAGAUAUGCCACUAAUAUCUCAGAUGCUGUAUCCUGCCCUAGUGAGGAUAUUAGUGAUUGUGAUAACACUGUUAACUAAACUUUGUCUGGCAAGAGAGCAGGUAAGGGUCGGAAGGGAAGUCAACGAUAAAUUUAUUGUAGCAAACUUUGGAUUGCCACUCUUAUUUUGACAUAAUGAGAAAUGAUGAGUUGUUGCUUGAAA